AGUUAAAACAAGAAGAUUAGGAGGUGGUUUUGGUUGCAAGAUCAGCAGAAAUAAUUUUGCAGCGUGUGCGACGGCUUUAGUGGCAAAGAAACUUAAUAAGACAUGCAGAAUGUCCAUGUCGAUGACAAAUAUUAUGCGUGCGACCGGAAAGAGACCAAAUAGUAGACUUGAUUAUGAGGUGGGAGUCGACGACAGAGGCGAAAUUCAAUACAUGGAUGCAGUAUUUUAUCUGAAUGACGGUCAAUCUCGUAAUGAAAAUGAAAAUACUUAUGCGACAGAAUCUUUGAAAAAUUGUUACGAUUCUCGCAGGUGGAAAUGUGAUUCUUUUGGAGCUAUUACUGAUUCGCCAACAAACACCUUUAUGAGGGCCCCUGGUGGUUUUGAAGGGAUAUCUGGAAUAGAACACAUAAUGGACCAUAUAGCCGAGGAGCUUAACGCAGAUCCGAUAGAAGUACGUAUGGCUAACUAUCGACGAGAAGACAAUGAUUUACCAAAACUAGUACCUAUGUUUCUAGAGAGAAUCAAUUAUAAGGAGCGACUUAAUAAUGUUAAAGAGUUUAAUCACCUCAAUAGAUGGAAGAAACGAGGAAUAAGGAUGAACAAUAUGGCAUUCCCAACUGCAUACAUUGGCAACUAUGGAGCACUUGUGUCUGUAUACCACGGCGAUGGAAGUGUUAUCGUAAAUGUUGGUGGUGUUGAAAUGGGACAAGGAAUUUUUACUAAAAUGGCUCAAGUAGCAGCAGCCCAGUUUGACGUCCCUGUUGAAACUGUAACAGUUUUACCUUGUUAUAACUUUACCACUCCAAAUAAUUUUGCCACAGCUUCUAGUAUAACUAGCGAAUGCUGUGCAUACAGUGUAAUUAGAUGCUGUGACCAGAUCAAAGCGAGACUGGCUCCUUUUAGAGCAGCAAGGCCUACAGCUACGUGGCAAGAAAUUGUGUUUGAAGCUGAUAGGCAAGGAGUACUGCUACAGGCAAAUUACCAAACAAGUCAAAAUGAUCCAAGAUUGGUAAAUUAUUCUAUAUUUGGGAUAGCUGUAUCUGAAGUUGAAGUCGAUAUUUUGACUGGAAGUAAAUGGAUUGUUCGUACAGAUAUAUUUGAAGAUGCAGGUCGUAGUAUGAAUCCAGCUAUAGAUGUUGGCCAGGUGGAAGGAGCAUUUGUUAUGGCCGCGUCCGUGUGGUUAAUUGAAAAUAUAGUUUACAACGAACAUACUGGAGAGAUAUACAGUGAUCGGACGUGGACUUAUAAAAUUAUGGGAGCUAAAGAUAUUCCAUAUGACUUCCGUGUUUAUUUGAGACGGAAGAGGCCUAAUCCUGUGGGAAUUUUAGGAUCUAAAGCUACCGGUGAACCUCCAGGCUGCCUUGGUCAUGUAGUUGUCAAUUCUUUGAGAGUUGCAGUAAAAUCUUCUCGCAGAGACAGUGGCUAUCAUCCAAAUUUUGUCAAUUUACAAGUCCCAGUGAACAUGGAAAGUCUUGUUGAAGGCGCCGAAGUGAGAAUAGAAGAGUUUCUGCUAUACUAAGAACAGCAUAUGAUAAGGAAACAUUUGUUGACAAAAGAAGAACAUCGUCAAUCGUUCCAUCAUCUGAAUCAUAGCUUAAUAACUAUUAUGAGGAAUGACCUUUUUCAUUAUCUCACAAUACGUCUUGAUAGUAAAGUAAUAAUAUCAGUUGAUCCAACCUAAGCGUUUAUAUAUUAUAGGUGAAUGAUUCCCUUUGUCGGUCGUAAAUCCAUUGCUUGUACUACGGUUUAUUUGAUUAUGUGGACGGACUCGGCGCCGGGCCGCAUAUAACCAGGUUUAUUGCUUACUUAAAUAACUACCGUACUAC
This is a messenger RNA of Spodoptera frugiperda (fall armyworm), 1826 nucleotides long. RefSeq names its product xanthine dehydrogenase-like. The record is from RefSeq and is a predicted model, not a curated record. The transcript is spliced from 6 exons. NCBI's taxonomy places the organism in Eukaryota, Metazoa, Arthropoda, Insecta, Lepidoptera, Noctuidae. Gene Ontology annotation, molecular function: iron ion binding; oxidoreductase activity. The coding region runs from base 110 to 1519 and encodes 469 amino acids.